AUGCCUUCGCUCGCUCCUGUAGUGAAGCUCAACAACAGGAGGAGCAUGCCGGAUUUCGGGCUCGGCACCUGGCAGGAAACUCCAGAACAAGUCAGGGAGGCAGUUAAACAUGCAAUUGAUGUCGGUUAUCGCCAUAUCGACACCGCAGCUGCAUAUCACAAUGAAUCAGGAGUGGGUGACGCACUGCAAGAGAAAUUUAAGGAAGGGGCAGUCAAGCGAGAAGAUGUGUUUGUUACUAGCAAGUUGUUGAACACGUGUCAUAGCCCAGAAUUGGUUGUGCCAGCCUGCAAGAAGACAUUAGCAGAUCUUAAGCUAAAUUAUAUUGAUCUUUAUCUUGUGCACCGGCCAUUUUCAUACAGGGAAGGGGAUGACUUUUAUCCCUUAGAGAAUGGUACUGCAGUGACUACUGACAUUGAUUACUUGGACACAUGGAAGCAAAUGGAAGAGUGUGCAAAUUUAGGUCUAGCAAAAAGCGUUGGUGUCUCCAACUUCAAUAGUAAGCAGCUCAGCAGAUUAAUUGAAGCAGCUACCAUUAAGCCAGUUAUAAAUCAGAUUGAAUGCCACCCUUAUCUUAACCAGAAGAAACUAAUUCAUUUCUGCAAGGAAAUGGACGUAACAGUAACUGCCUACUGUCCACUUGCAAAUCCAUCUAUGAUAAUGCCAGGAGGGGAAGUAACAACAUUGGAUAACCCAAAGUUGAAGUUACUUGCUGCCAAGUACAAGAAGACAGUUGCUCAAGUUAUUCUUAGAUAUGUGAAAGUGAAUACAUAUGUAGCAAAGAAGAAGAGUCUGAAAUCAUUCAGCAAUAGGUGGUAUCUUAAGAAACUUCCCAGGCUGACACAGGCAUCACAACAGAGGAAAAGGAGUCUGAAGCCAAGAUACCUGGCCACAAUACUUCUGUAA
Schistocerca piceifrons (Central American locust) is the source of this 903-nucleotide messenger RNA. RefSeq names its product aldo-keto reductase family 1 member B1-like. The transcript is spliced from 6 exons. The record is from RefSeq and is a predicted model, not a curated record. NCBI's taxonomy places the organism in Eukaryota, Metazoa, Arthropoda, Insecta, Orthoptera, Acrididae. Gene Ontology annotation, cellular component: cytosol. Gene Ontology annotation, molecular function: aldose reductase (NADPH) activity. Bases 1 to 903 code for a protein of 300 amino acids.